CUGCCAUUCAUAUUCAGUUCAGUUCAGUCCAGUCCAUCGUGUAUUUUAGCCAGCAGAAAAACUUUGCGUGCACAUCGUACGAAAAAAAUAUAAAAAAUGUCAACUCUAAAGUGCUAUCAAGAUGAGGAGCGCGAAUCGCAAUACGGCCGCGUUUACGCCGUUUCCGGUCCCGUUGUUACUGCGGAACGCAUGUCCGGAUCGGCUAUGUACGAGUUGGUGCGUGUGGGUUACUAUGAAUUGGUUGGCGAAAUUAUUCGCUUAGAGGGCGAUAUGGCCACCAUUCAAGUGUAUGAAGAAACUUCCGGCGUAACUGUGGGCGAUCCAGUUUUGCGUACCGGCAAACCCUUGUCUGUAGAAUUGGGUCCUGGCAUUUUGGGCAGCAUUUUCGAUGGUAUCCAACGUCCACUCAAGGAUAUUGGCGAAAGCAGUGGCUCCAUCUACAUACCGAAGGGUGUUAAUAUUCCUGCGCUAUCGCGCACCCAAGCUUGGGAAUUCAAUCCAACAAACGUGCGUGUCGGCUCGCAUAUAACCGGUGGUGAUCUAUACGGUCUUGUUCACGAGAAUACACUGGUAAAACAUCGUUUAAUCGUUGGCCCACGCUGCAAGGGCACAGUGCGUUAUAUGGCGCCAGCUGGCAAUUACACUGUAGAGGAUGUGAUUUUGGAAACGGAAUUCGAUGGUGAAAUCACCAAACACACAAUGUUACAGGUGUGGCCUGUGCGUCAACCACGUCCGUGCACUGAGAAGCUGCCCGCAAAUCAUCCAUUGUUCACUGGCCAACGUGUAUUAGAUUCACUAUUCCCUUGCGUACAAGGUGGCACCACAGCUAUACCAGGUGCUUUUGGUUGUGGCAAAACUGUAAUCUCACAGGCACUUUCUAAAUACUCCAAUUCCGAUGUCAUUAUUUACGUUGGUUGCGGUGAACGUGGCAACGAGAUGUCUGAAGUACUGCGUGAUUUCCCCGAACUAACUUGUGAGAUUGAUGGUGUAAUUGAGUCCAUCAUGAAGCGUACCGCUCUGGUCGCCAAUACUUCCAACAUGCCUGUGGCGGCGCGUGAAGCCUCCAUUUAUACGGGCAUUACACUCUCCGAAUAUUUCCGUGAUAUGGGCUACAAUGUUGCCAUGAUGGCUGAUUCCACCUCGCGUUGGGCUGAAGCGCUUCGUGAAAUUUCCGGCCGUUUGGCUGAAAUGCCAGCCGAUUCUGGUUAUCCAGCCUACUUGGGUGCACGUCUAGCUUCCUUUUACGAGCGUGCAGGACGCGUCAAAUGCUUAGGUAAUCCCGAACGCGAAGGUUCGGUAUCCAUUGUCGGUGCUGUAUCACCACCUGGUGGCGAUUUCUCCGAUCCCGUCACUUCUGCCACUUUGGGCAUUGUACAAGUGUUCUGGGGCUUGGACAAGAAAUUAGCACAACGCAAACACUUUCCCUCAAUCAAUUGGUUGAUUUCAUAUUCGAAGUAUAUGCGCGCCCUAGAUGAAUACUACGAUAAGAAUUUCCCCGAAUUUGUACCACUUCGCACAAAAGUUAAAGAAAUUCUGCAAGAGGAAGAGGACUUGUCGGAAAUUGUGCAGUUGGUUGGUAAAGCAUCAUUAGCGGAAACGGAUAAAAUUACAUUGGAAGUAGCCAAACUUGUCAAAGAUGACUUUCUACAACAAAACUCCUACUCGCCAUAUGAUCGUGUGUGUCCAUUUUACAAAACAGUGGGUAUGCUAAGAAAUAUGUUGGCCUUCUACGAACUCGCUCGCCAUGCUGUGGAGUCCACUGCCCAAUCAGAUAACAAGAUCACAUGGAAUGUUAUACGUGAUGCGAUGGGCAAUAUUCUAUACCAGCUUUCGUCGAUGAAAUUCAAGGAUCCAGUUAAAGAUGGCGAGGCGAAAAUCAAAGCAGAUUAUGAGCAACUUCACGAAGAUUUACAGCAAGCUUUUAGGAAUCUCGAAGACUAAGGCUAGAGCAGCGGAUGGCAAGUUUAAACACACAAUUACAUACAUCCAAUGCCAAGUAAUAUAAAAGUAAUGAAUUUCUGUUUAAGCAAACCAUCGAAUUAUUUAAUUUAUCCAUUUAUCAUAUAACUGAUAUAUUUCAAGCUAGUCAUUUCAGCUAGUCAUUUACGUAUUAUCGUAAUAUUUAUGAGAGUAAACUUAGGAUCAGUUUAAAACAAAAUAUACAAAAAAUAGUAUUCACCAUUAAUUUACCUCUUAAUGUCCUAUAAGCAAAUGUUAAUAUAACUUAAACAGCAUAACGGAAGGCAUGGUGAGAGCGGAGCAUAAUCACCUAUGAAAGACGAACAAUAACUAGUGGGUAAUGAAUAUCAAAUGUAUAAGCAAACGAACCAAAGAAACUUCAACUAUAGAUAUACUUGUAUGUAUGCAUAUGAAAAAUAUAUAUUUGCGCAAAGAAAAGUUAAAUAAAUAAACCAAAUAAAUGCAAACUAAUUGUUAUAUUUCCAAAAUACAAUACAAUUGACAUAAUGUUUCUACAUUCAUUAUUUUCAUCUUGUUAAUCAAUCAAAAUAAUUUCGAAAAAAAAAAUUAUUGUAUCGUUUGUUAUAUGUAAAUAUUUAGACCUACUGGACGCAUAAAUCGUCAUUUAAUAUUUUAAAGUGCAAACAAUAUAAUAUCCUUUGCAGUUCACUAUUUUAAGUUAUUUAUUUAUUGUAAAAUAAAUCAAGUUACAUAGAGAUUAUUAAAAAAUAUCUAUAUGUAUUAUUCAUGUUAUUAAAUAAAAAAAAAUAUCUAGUCAUUUUUGGAGCUAUUAAUUUAAGUAAAGAGAGCGGAUGAGAGAUGAGCACUCUAGCGGCAUUCACCAACAAAUUAUGGGAGAAUAGUCUAUGUGCUACAUAGACAAUAACAAUUUAUAUAUUAAAUGGGUAUUCGUUCAUCGUUUUAUUAUAUUUUGGCGUUUUGAAGAUUAAUUAUUUUAAGAAGGAGCCAAGUACAGGGAGACAAGUACAGUUUAACGUUAAAUCAAAAUUAAAAUAAACUGGAAUUUUAUGGCGCCAUUUAAAUAAUAGUGCAAAAAGAAUAAUUUUAAUUAAUUUUAAGAAGGAGCCGAGCACAAGGAGACAAGUACAGUUUGAUGUUAAAAUAAAGUUAAAAUAAACUGGAACUUUAUCGCGCCAUUUAAAAAAUAGUCCAAAAAAGGGGUGAACCUCCUUCUGUUGCUUGUGUUGCUUUGUCUUAUUGUAGUAUAAA
Messenger RNA from Anastrepha ludens (Mexican fruit fly), 3189 nucleotides. RefSeq names its product V-type proton ATPase catalytic subunit A. Gene Ontology annotation, molecular function: proton-transporting ATPase activity, rotational mechanism; ATP binding; ATP hydrolysis activity. Gene Ontology annotation, cellular component: lysosomal membrane; proton-transporting V-type ATPase, V1 domain. Gene Ontology annotation, biological process: proton transmembrane transport; ATP metabolic process. The transcript is spliced from 5 exons. The record is from RefSeq and is a predicted model, not a curated record. NCBI's taxonomy places the organism in Eukaryota, Metazoa, Arthropoda, Insecta, Diptera, Tephritidae. The coding region runs from base 97 to 1941 and encodes 614 amino acids.